CUGCCUGCCGUCAAUCUCAGCGAAGAAGAAGAAGAAGAAGCUGGAAGCGGAAGCAGGUUUCCGGUGUCCUUGUGUGAGAGGCGACUGCAGACGGACCGUAAAGAUGAACAGACACAUAUUUGCUCUCCAGCAGGUGGCGCGACGGACCAUCGGCAGCUCCGCACGCCGGCAGGUCGACAACAAAGUGCCGCAGAAACAGAAGGCGUUUCAGGAGGACAACGGGCUGCCCAUUCAUCUAAAAGGAGGCACCGCCGACGCCGUGCUGUACAGAACCACCAUGGCCCUCACAAUGCUCGGAGCCGGUUAUGUUGUGUACGAGCUGCUGAAGGCGGCGUAUCCUCAGAAGAAAGGUUAAUAACUGCAGAUGUUUACUUCCAUUUCAACGUCGAUACCGGCCCGUUGUGUAAAACCAGAGAUAGUCCUGUCAUGAUGGGAUAUUGUUUCACAUUCAUGGGAUCAAUAUUUAUUUCUUGCGCUCUCUCCGAUGACCUAAGGGAUCAAUAAAAUAUAAAAAUACCUCAUGA
This is a messenger RNA of Cyclopterus lumpus (lumpfish), 524 nucleotides long. RefSeq names its product cytochrome c oxidase subunit 7A2, mitochondrial-like. Lineage: Eukaryota; Metazoa; Chordata; Actinopteri; Perciformes; Cyclopteridae. The record is from RefSeq and is a predicted model, not a curated record. Bases 104 to 355 code for a protein of 83 amino acids. Gene Ontology annotation, biological process: mitochondrial electron transport, cytochrome c to oxygen; regulation of oxidative phosphorylation; mitochondrial respirasome assembly. The transcript has 4 exons.